Neohortaea acidophila is the source of this 1902-nucleotide messenger RNA. RefSeq lists its product as uncharacterized. The transcript is spliced from 2 exons. The record is from RefSeq and is a predicted model, not a curated record. The coding region runs from base 120 to 1574 and encodes 484 amino acids. NCBI's taxonomy places the organism in Eukaryota, Fungi, Ascomycota, Dothideomycetes, Mycosphaerellales, Teratosphaeriaceae. Gene Ontology annotation, biological process: poly(A)+ mRNA export from nucleus. Gene Ontology annotation, cellular component: nucleus.
GGAGAACACACCUUCAUUCACUGACUUCACGACAUCUACACGCAGCUUUCGGAGAGGCAUACGUGGUAGAUCUCACGCUCAUCACCUGAUCCCCUCUUUUCGCACUGCACGCUGCAAACAUGGAUGAUCUAGAAGGCGCCCCCGGCUCACCAGCACUCCAAUUUGACGAAGAGCCACAAGGCCUCAACGACCCAGACGACACCCUGAAUCCCGACAGAGAAGAAGAAAGCCGUCCAAACGCCCCUCUCGGCGAUCCGACAGCCGACGUCGACGCCUUUGAAGAUGAAGAAGCCCCUGAGACGGUGGAAGCGAUGAACGAAGCGGCGGAGAAACUGGCUGCUGGCGGCGAUGACUCUGACGAUCUCGGCGGCGGCGACGACUCCGAUGCGGAAUCUGAGCUGGAGGAGUUGGACGAGACGCAGUUUCAGGACUUUGACCCCUCUGCUUUGCAGAUUCCCGACAAGCCUGUGGCUGUGGACGAGAGCAAUGUAGGGCAGCUGGGCGUGCACAAACGCAAGCGAACGGAGGAAGAAGAGCGGGAGCGGAAGAGGAAGAAGAAGUUGGGGAAGAGGGAGAAGGUCAAGAAGAGUAAGAAGUCGAGGGGUGAUGUCGAUGAGGCGGAUUUCGAGGGCGGAGAGGAACUUGAAGGCAAGAGAGCGAGGAAGAGCAAACUGGGGGCGGAUGGCAGGCCGGUGAAGCAGAGGAGGGCGAGAAGUCCCGCGGAGGAUGAGAAUGAUGAAAAUUUGACGCCGGAAGAACGCCGUCGCCGAGCUCUCGACCGCAAGAUGGAUGCAGCUAUCGCAGCCAACCGCUCACGACCUCGUCGCCGCGGAGGCAUUGACCUUGAAGCCGCAGCCGACGCGGAGAUUGAGCACAUGCGUCAACGCAUGGCCAAGGCCUGUGAGCUGGACGGAGCCGCGCGUGCGAGAGGCGAAGUGGCCACGCACAAAUUGGCCAUCCUUCCUGAAGUUGUCGAGCUCAUGAACCGUAACACCAUCCAGGCGCAGCUGGUCGAUCCGGACAUCAACAUUCUCGAAGCCGUCAAAUUCAUGCUGGAGCCGGCGGACCACGACGCAGCACUGCCCAACUAUCGUAUUCAAAGGGAACUCUUCAGCAUACUGGGGCGAUUGAACAUUGGCAAGGAGGCAUUGAUUGCCUCGGGGAUCGGACGCAUUGUCCUCUUCUACACCAAGAGCUCGCAACCGCAACCGGAGAUCAAACGCGCGGCAGAGAAGCUGGUGGGCGAGUGGAUGCGGGUGGUGCUUAAGAAACACAAGAACAUGAAGCACACGCCAGUCGAGACGAGAGAGUACGAUCCGUUGCGAGCAUCGCAAGGUGCAGCGCGAUCAGCAGCAAGCCAAGCGGAGUUGGCGGCGGAGAGGCGGCGUAAGGUGCUGGCGCAGCCGGUGCCCGGAAACCGAGCGCGUGUGGAAGGCGGCGUCGGGACGUACACGAUUGCGCCGGUGAACAAUCUGAGCAAUGCCGGCGGCGUGAAUCGCAAGAUGGGCGCGAGUGGCGAGGAUGCGUUCCGGAAGAUUGCGCAGCGAAGUGCCGUGACUCAGUCGAAGAGGUGAGCGAGGCAAGACGACACGAGACGAGGCUGGGGGGUUGGCGGGCUUGCGGCAGUCGAGGCUAAGCGGGUGUUUGUGGCUUUCGGGGCUUGGUCUGCCUGUGCCAUGCGACUGCACGUGGCGUUUAGUCAGAGUGUGAUGCUGGGGAGGCGCCUUGGCCAUUGCAUUUCAUCAAUCAGUCAUCAUCGAUCGUGAGAAUCAAUUCUUCUGCUCGAUCGAGGGCAGUGAUUGUAGUCAGCUGUAGUGCAAGUGUGGUGUGUAGCCACGAGAACACGACGUAUGUUUGAGCACAGCCAAGGAGCACGUGAUCCAAGGCUCCUGCCAUUCAGAG